Molecule: messenger RNA, 1071 nt
Organism: Pelecanus crispus (Dalmatian pelican)
Lineage: Eukaryota; Metazoa; Chordata; Aves; Pelecaniformes; Pelecanidae
Source: RefSeq, a predicted model, not a curated record
UGAACUACGGGAUUACUAAAGUGGAAGGACAGCCUCUUCACACAGAGCUGAGCAGGCCCAUGGACAAUUGCAACAAUCUCAGGAUGUCUCCGGUGAAAGGGAUGCAGGAGAAGGGGGAACUGGAUGAACUUGGUGAUAAGUGUGACAGCAAUGUCUCCAGCAGUAAGAAGAGGAGACACAGAACAACUUUCACCAGUUUGCAGCUGGAGGAACUGGAGAAAGUAUUCCAGAAAACUCACUACCCUGAUGUCUAUGUAAGAGAACAGCUAGCUCUGAGAACAGAGCUCACUGAGGCCAGAGUCCAGGUUUGGUUCCAGAAUCGAAGAGCAAAAUGGAGGAAAAGAGAACGCUACGGUCAGAUCCAGCAAGCUAAGAGCCAUUUUGCUGCCACCUAUGAUAUAUCUGUUCUUCCAAGGACUGACAGCUACCCUCAGAUUCAGAACAAUCUGUGGGCAGGCAAUGCGGCUAGCGGUUCUGUGGUUACCUCCUGCAUGCUACCACGAGAUACGUCCUCCUGUAUGACACCUUAUUCCCAUUCACCCCGGACAGAUUCUGGCUACACAGGCUUUUCAAACCACCAGAAUCAGUUCAGCCACGUGCCCCUCAAUAAUUUUUUCACUGACUCUUUACUUUCUGGGGCAACCAAUGGACAUGCUUUUGAAACAAAGCCGGAGUUUGAAAGGAGGUCCUCCAGCAUUGCAGUUCUACGGAUGAAAGCCAAAGAGCAUGCUGCCAAUAUUUCCUGGGCCAUGUAAUAUAGCAGUACCCUUUCUUCAUUUCCUUUUUUUUUUAAUAGCAAACUGAAAACAUUUUUAUUUCCCAUAUUUAAAGGACACUACAAUAAGCUGCUGUGUGUGGAAUGCUAGAAAUCACAAUAUACCUGAUGUCUGCUUAAACAAAUGCAAUAUAAUAUUUAACAAUAAAACAAGAAUAAACCAAAUAAAUUUACCAUGCAUCAAGCUCAAGAAGCCCUCUUUAUUUUGGUUUUUAUAUAGAAACGUGUUUUGUUGUACCAGUUGAUGAAAUAUGAUUAUAGAACCUGAAAAAAAGAAUAAAACUAUUAAGCAAAUA